Molecule: messenger RNA, 1017 nt
Organism: Colletotrichum graminicola M1.001
Lineage: Eukaryota; Fungi; Ascomycota; Sordariomycetes; Glomerellales; Glomerellaceae
Product: glycosyl hydrolase family 10
Exons: 4
Coding region: 1-1017 (338 amino acids)
Biological process (GO): carbohydrate metabolic process
Molecular function (GO): hydrolase activity, hydrolyzing O-glycosyl compounds
Source: RefSeq, a predicted model, not a curated record
AUGAAGUUCCAGCUCGCGUUCCUCUUUGUGCCGCUGGCCGCCGCUCUGCCCACGGAGUUCCAGAGCAGCAACGCUGAACUGGCAGCCCGCUCAGCGUUGGAGGACCGCCAGGCCUCUAUCAGCAUCGACCAGCGGUUCAAGAACAGGGGCAAGGUCUACUUCGGAACUGCCACUGACCGCGGCCUGUUGCAGAGGGAGAGAAAUGCGGCCAUCAUCAGGGCCAACUUCGGCCAGGUCACGCCGGAGAACAGCAUGAAGUGGCAGUCCCUCCAGCCGAACCAGGGCCAGUACAACUGGGGCGACGCCGACUACCUCGUCGACUUUGCCACGCAGAACGGCAAGUCAGUUCGCGGGCACACCCUCAUCUGGCAUGCCCAGCUCCCUACGUGGGUUUCCAACAUCCGCGACGCCAACACGUUGCGCAACGUGAUCCGAACCCACGUCACUACCGUCGUGACGCGCUACCGUGGCCGUAUCCGCGCCUGGGACGUUGUAAACGAAAUCUUCAACGAGGACGGCACGCUUCGCACCUCCGUCUUCUCUACCGUGCUGGGAGAGGAGUUUGUCAAGAUCGCUUUCCAAGCGGCCCGCGCCGCCGACCCCAACUGCAAGCUCUACAUCAACGACUACAACCUGGAUCGUGCCGGGGUCAGCAAGGUCAACUUGAUGCGCUACUACGUUGACAAGUGGAUUUCCGAGGGAGUCCCCAUUGACGGCAUUGGCACCCAAACGCAUCUCAGCGCCGGCGCGGGCAGUGCUGUGCGUGGUGCCCUCGACCAGCUCGCCUCGGCCAGGGUUACUGAGAUCGCCAUCACUGAGCUCGACAUUGCGAACGCGCCCACGGCUGACUACAACGCCGUCGUCAGCGCCUGUCUGGCCGUCCCCAAGUGCGUGGGCAUCACCGUCUGGGGUGUCAGUGACAAGGACUCGUGGAGAACGGGAGCCAACCCUCUCCUCUUCGACGGCAACUUCAACCCCAAGGCGGCAUACAACUCCAUUAUCCAGCUCCUUGGCUGA